Messenger RNA from Cyprinus carpio (common carp), 2970 nucleotides. Its product is annotated as serine/threonine-protein phosphatase 2A 55 kDa regulatory subunit B beta isoform-like. The record is from RefSeq and is a predicted model, not a curated record. Gene Ontology annotation, cellular component: cytosol; protein phosphatase type 2A complex. Gene Ontology annotation, molecular function: protein binding; protein phosphatase regulator activity. NCBI's taxonomy places the organism in Eukaryota, Metazoa, Chordata, Actinopteri, Cypriniformes, Cyprinidae. Gene Ontology annotation, biological process: peptidyl-serine dephosphorylation.
UACGAAACAGACUGUAUGUCCUCAUCUCGAGAGAGACAGCGAGAGAGAGACAGAGAGACGUGGACGGAUCGAGCGCUUGACGCAUAACCCCGCCUCCUCGGCUCAGAAGGUGGAAAUCCUGCGCCAGUUUACCAGGGUACUAGGGUUCCUUACACCUUUAUGCAUUCGUUCUCCAUUCAGCUUUUCAAGAGAUGAGAUCUUCUAAACGGAUUCGCUAGUACACCUGUUUAAGAAGUGCUUCUCAUGCGCUAAGUAUGAACUGCUGAGGGAUUUUUCUCGCCAGUCGAGCUCCAGCUGUAUCACCGCGGGCAUCAGAUCAUCCGUCACGUUCAUGAGAGGGGCCACAGACACCGCGAUGGAUCCGCAAACCGCCUGCUGAUGUUCAGCGUCCACGAUGGAUUCCUGCGUGUCUACUUACACAUUCCCAUAUAACGGAAUCAUAAAUGGAGGAGGAGAGUGACAGCCGCAAAAUUAACAACAGCUUCCUUCGGGACCACAACUAUGCAACCGAAGCUGACAUCAUCUCUACUGUGGAGUUCAACUCUACUGGAGAGCUCUUGGCCACGGGAGACAAGGGAGGAAGAGUUGUGGUUUUCCAAAGGGAGCAAGAGAGCAAGAACCAGCCUCACAGACGUGGGGAGUAUAAUGUUUACAGCACGUUUCAGAGUCACGAGCCGGAGUUUGACUACUUGAAAAGUUUAGAGAUUGAGGAGAAGAUCAAUAAGAUACGCUGGCUGCCUCAGCAGAAUGCUGCCUACUUCCUGCUCUCCACCAAUGAUAAAACUGUGAAACUGUGGAAGAUCAGUGAGAGGGAUAAGAGACCGGAGGGAUAUAACCUGAAGGAUGAAGAUGGAAGAAUCAGAGACCCGACCACCAUCACUGCGUUACGGGUGCCAGUACUCCGGCCCAUGGACCUCAUGGUUGAGGCCACACCUCGAAGAGUGUUUUCCAAUGCGCACACAUACCACAUCAACUCCAUCUCUGUCAACAGCGACUAUGAAACCUUUAUGUCCACCGAUGACUUGAGGAUCAACCUCUGGAACCUAGAGAUCACAAAUAGAAGUUUCAACAUUGUAGACAUUAAGCCAGUGAACAUGGAGGAGCUGACGGAGGUGAUAACUGCAGCAGAGUUUCACCCUCACCAGUGCAACACCUUCGUCUACAGUAGCAGUAAAGGCUCCAUACGGCUGUGUGACAUGAGGGCAUCAGCGCUCUGUGACAACCACUCAAAAUUUUUCGAGGAGCCAGAAGACCCAAGCAAUCGUUCCUUUUUCUCUGAAAUCAUCUCCUCCAUCUCUGACGUGAAGUUCAGCCACAGUGGGCGGUACCUGAUGACACGUGACUACCUGACAGUGAAGGUCUGGGAUCUCAACAUGGAGAGCAAACCACUGGAAACAUAUCAGGUCCACGAUUACCUAAGAAGUAAGCUCUGCUCGCUGUAUGAGAAUGAUUGCAUCUUCGACAAAUUUGAAUGUGUUUGGAAUGGAUCAGACAGUGUGAUCAUGACUGGUUCUUACAACAACUUCUUCCGAAUGUUCGACCGUAAUACGAAGCGUGAUGUGACACUGGAGGCGUCCCGGGAGAACAGCAAGCCUCGGGCGAUCCUGAAACCACGCAAGGUGUGUGUGGGCGGAAAGUGUCGCAAAGAUGAAAUCAGUGUGGACAGUCUGGACUUUAGCAAGAAAAUUCUCCACACUGCCUGGCAUCCUUACGAGAACAUCAUCGCUGUGGCAGCCACCAAUAACCUUUACAUAUUCCAGGAUAAGGUCAACUAGCACAACUGCACCACCUCCCCACGUACCUGAAAAGAGAGAAAGAGAGGAACAAAAUGCUGCAGCUUAGCAGGAUGAUGUAGGAAGAAGUAUAGACAGAUAAUGCUGGCCGUGUGCAAGGAUGCUGCCAGACUUUCAAAAACAAGAAGCAUCCUGCCCUGCACAAUCAUUCUUCCUCUAUUGAGUACCUGCAUUUCCUCUUCCGUAAACUUGUUUAUUUAUUGUAUUUAUUCAUUUCUCUGCUGGAAGGAAAUGCCUGACUCUUUAAAUCUGGACAAAUGUGCAUUUUCAUCGCAGUGAUAUGAAGAAUCUUUAAUAAGGCUGAAACGAACAGUGAAAAAAACAGGCCUAUGCUCACAUCUUGGCAUCAGAAACAAAGGGGUGCCUUUACAAAAAAGGAGCUCUGAAGUAAAAGUCAAUCCCAUUGGUCAUGUUUUGUCAUUUCAUGUUGUCCUCUUAUUUUGAUAUAAUCAUUAACAUAAGCUGUGGUGCCUUCUUUUCGUAUGUGGGUACUUGGGCGGCAGACAGGGAUGGAGGGUGGGUGGGAUUUCGGAAGGGUGGUAUUUGGGUUGUGAAGUGUGAAUGUUUUUACAAGAAAUGUGAAAAAUAGCUUUGUGUAAGAAGGGAAAAGAAUUGCAGCAACAUGGAUUUUCAGUACACAGACUUGAAGUACUUGAAUUUUGCAUUAUAGUCUCCACUUUAUCACAGUAUGCUCAUAAUUUAACAGUAAACCCGUUUGUUUUUUAUUCUAUUCUUCAGUGCCGUGGCUGGGUGAAAAGUAUUAUUGCAUGCAACAUGUCAUCUAUAAUGAGCCAAUGAAGAAAAUAUCUGUUCUGUACCAUCAAAUGAACCAGUAACAAUCAGAUGUCAUCUUUUCCAUUGUUUCCUCUGCAUUUGUCUGAGACUGAUCAAAACGUCAUCGUUCAGAUACGUCACUUUGGCCUGAGGAUGACAGGAACACCGGUAUCAUGAUGUAGCCUAUACAUGAUGUGAAGGUUAAAUGAUAUCAGGGAAUUUUAUUAUGUACAGAUGAACCAGUAAUGUUUUCUUCUGAAGAAAAAAAAACUUCAGUUGUAAACUUCUUAAUGACACAAAGUUUUAUAGCUCAGAAUGUAUCUACAUGCAAUUAUUUGCCAUGCAGUCUUUAUGCUUAAUGGAAUUCGUUGAAAAUAAAAAGAAAAGAAAAAAACGAAAAAGA